AUGGUGGCGGUAGGCAAGUUUCUCGUGAGGAAAAUCCGUAGUUUUUUUGGCGCGGUUGACCGCGCGCUCUUCUUCAUUACGUGUUGGAUCUCCGUGAACCCGGUACGCGAAACGAGCCUCUCUGAACAAGACGAGCUUGUCGAUGGAGGAAACCUAUUCCUGACUCGGCUGGAGAGCGGCCUAGAACCGAAGCUACGUCAUUCUUCCGUACAGAAGAUACGUGGUGAUGAGGCGCUAGCUGGAGGCAUCGCACCUGGGCACGAUGUGUCAACCAAAGGGACAUGCUCGGGGCCACAUGACCUGCCCCAAAAGCCAAGUGAUGCCGCGCGUUUUCCAACGUUUCGUGCUGCGCAGAAAGCGACGAAGGAUGGACGGGGGCCGUCUCUCGACAAGCACCCGGUUGUGGACGGACGUUCCUCGCCAGCUGCGCACGGCGCGCGACCAAAGCAUGCGCGUACCCCCACGAGAAAAGUGUGGCGCCAACAUCGCUUUCGACGUGUCGACGCUGAUGCUGUCGACGAUGCUUAUCCCAGAAAUAAAGCACCGGCUGCACCGAGCGAGACAUUUUCCCGUACGGACACCAAGCAAUGGAUCCGAGAAAUCCGGGAUAUCUACGCGAGUCGUAUUUCGUUUCCGCGGCACAAGUACGAGGUAUUCCGCCCUUCGCAGCUGAAUUUUGUAGUCAUCACGCUUUGGGGGCUCAUCUUUGUAGCGGUAGCGCUCGUGAUUGCUGUCAUUAUUUACACGCGCGCGGUGAACUCCGAUUACUUUCUUUAUUCAACAACGUUUCUCUAUGUGGCAACAAUUGGCAGCAUGACCGAAUCUGCAAUAUCCCUUCUGCUUUACCUGUUCUUCUACGCGCGAGUCGCCCUGGUGCCGGCACGGGAACGCACACGCAUCCAGUACGUCAUCGCUGCGAUGACGCUGGUGCUCUUCUGGCAAACUGAGCCGUUGACUGCUCUGCUCCGACUCGCUGAUAAGGGUCGACUGACAACCCGUGUGCCGCGAGUAGUUGUCGCGUUCCAGUUAGUAGGCAACUCUGCGUUUUACAUCGGUACCAUUGGUUUCAUGCUUGUUGUCUGCCACCUUUACCGAAUUCGCGAAACGCUGCCUCUUAACUGGCUGAUCUUCUUGGGUCCCAAACUUGUUCUCGUUUGCACACUCCUGGCGCUCAGCUUUGUACUGUUUUUCGUUGGUCGUGUGAUGCCGUCACGCUUGCCGUUGCUGUCGCUCAUCGCUCUAGCUCGUGCGGGACGCGCAACAGGUCUCUGGGCUCGGAAAGCACUCAGCAUCGUUGCGGUGCUUACGUUGUGUGAGCUCUACGCGCUCGUUGCGGUCCUGUACGAGAUCCGCCGCACCUGGCGCUGUUUGAACACAGAGCCGUACACCACGUCGCGGGCGCGACAACUCGGAUUCCGGCUCUUUCUCUACACCACCGGCUUGGCGUAUUUUGUUUUAUGGAUACUCUUAAUCCUUAUUGUUUCCAUUUGUCCUAUGAGUUUCAGUAUCGCUUACUACUACAUCAUGCUCUCAUAUGAUCGGCUUCCAUCCUUCUACACCGACAACAGUCGAGUAGAACGCUUUCUUGCCUCUGUUUACUUCAAUCCGCUCUUUUCGUCCUCUCUGUACUUUAUUCUGAAUUCCAUCACCAUCGCGAUAAUGAUUUGCAAUGUACUGAUUUACUUGCCUCCGGAGACACCCGCACUGUUCGCGAAAAUCGUCUGUUGCCUCGCUACGAGCCGCAAAGACGUUCUGUCUAAUUAUCUGUGUUGUCGCGAUGAGCCGCGACCGUUCUUCCGCUGGGGUCCACGCCAAACCUCCCACGGUACCGUAGAUGCACCGCCGUCGAUCGCUUCGUUGCCAACUGGACAAGGCGUGACGCGCUGCGACGCAUACCCGGUCUCGUGUCCGAUCGAGGCUCAAGUACAGGCACCGAACAUCAUGGCACCGGUGGGUUCUUCAAAGCCCGUUGCCGGAACUUCAUUGGAUACGCUGACGACGAAUGAUGCCACCAUGGCGAGCACCAACGAAAACCAGUUGCAUCGGGCUCAAGCAGGACUCUGGAAGCCCAACGGGGAUACGCCCUCGAGAGACUCUGGUACUGCGGGCGCAUUAGCAACCCGUAUACCCGUGUUGCGACGCUACGUGUUCUCUGUCGAGACCAUGGUGGAGCAGUUCAACCUAUCGUGGCUCGCCUACGUUCUAGAUCCUGCAAGGUGCUCUGGGCGUUUCAUCCAGUCGCAACGUUUCUGGCGCGACUCGCUUGAACUCUUCUACGACGCCGCCACCGAUACGCUGGGAUACAUCCUGGAGGCCGACGAUCGCAUCGUUCUUUCGUUCCGCGGGACUCGUUCCCGCCGCAACCUCCAAACAGAUAUGCAGACUCGUCUGGUGCCUCUGCGCUUCCCGAACGGGGAUAUGGAUCACGCUCUCUAUCAGUACCUGCUCCGUUGCGGAAAGUACUACAAUCGAAAAGAUGCCCGCUGGAGUCCAGUAAUGCACAUCUCCGAUACGGCACUGCGACUAGAGCGGUACCUUCGAUUUCGCGCUCGCUCCGACCGACCGCGGGUGCACGAGGGUUUCCUUGCCAGCUACCUCACGUUGUGUGAAGCGCUUGAGCGAGCGCUGACCCAGCGCUAUCAAAGGAAUCCCCGGCCGGUGCUCAUCUCUGGUCACUCGUUGGGCGGGGCACUCGCGAACCUCGCUGCGCUGCAUCUCGCCAUUCACCUGCAGCUUGGUCAAGACUCGUUGAUGUUGACGACCUUUGGCUCACCACGAGUAGGCGACCUCCAUUUUGCGCGACUGCUGGACUAUUUGGUGCCCAUUCAUUUCCGUGUGACGAAUGCUGCCGAUGUUGUGGCACGGCUGCCGUUCACGGGCCUCGGUGGAUGGUUCGCCUGCGGGGGCGCAGCGUACGCCCACGCUGGAGUCCAGGUGCUCUUGAACAAGCAUGGACUGCUGCGGGUGGAUCCCUCGGUCGUUGAGCUGGAGUUCCAGUUUCGAGUUGGAGCCUACAUUGAGCCCCAUCUCAAGCGCGGAUAUAAGCGCAGCAUCGAAGCCUGGGCGCAACGCUCCGGGAAUGACGGAUGGCAACCCGACUUGUGGGUAUUCCCCAAGAAGAAGAGGAUGUUCGGCCUUGGAAGCGGGCCGCAAGAAGAGAACGACAUUGUGCUGGAUACAGGUGAAGAUGAAAUCAAAGAAGAUGAAAGCACGAGCAAGGUUCAUGAAAUGAUCGAAGCGGAAGCGGCACUUGAGGAGAAUAUGGACGUUCUCGCCAAUGAAGGAGAAAUUCGAAACCUUGUGCGCGGCAUGACUUGGCGUGUGCUUUCUCAGGGCUGGUUGUCAUCGUCCUGA
Messenger RNA from Cyanidioschyzon merolae strain 10D, 3354 nucleotides. Its product is annotated as similar to triacylglycerol lipase. Gene Ontology annotation, biological process: lipid metabolic process. The transcript has a single exon. The record is from RefSeq and is a predicted model, not a curated record. Lineage: Eukaryota; Rhodophyta; Bangiophyceae; Cyanidiales; Cyanidiaceae. Bases 1 to 3354 code for a protein of 1117 amino acids.